Miscanthus lutarioriparius is the source of this 828-nucleotide messenger RNA. Lineage: Eukaryota; Viridiplantae; Streptophyta; Magnoliopsida; Poales; Poaceae. The record is from the annotation of a GenBank genome assembly.
AUGUCGGGGAUCUCGCUGGCGGUGGCGCCGAGGUCCGACCCGGACCACGGGUCGGAGCGGCAGCCGACGGUGAUGCUGGGCGGCGUGAUGGGUUCGCUCCGCGUCAUCGAGCUCCAGCUGGUGGCCUUCAUCAUGGUGUUCUCGGCGUCGGGCCUCGUCCCGCUCAUCGACCUCGUGUUCCCCGUCGCCACCACGAUCUACCUCCUCGCCAUCUCCCGCCGCUGCACUCCAAGCUCGACGCCGCCCGCUCGCCCGCCGCGUCCCAGGAGAUCUUCCGCGGCAGCAACUCUAGCUACUUCGAUUGUUAUUGUUACUAAAGUAACUAACCUGGAGCAGGCUGUUCCAGGUGUACGUGGUGCUGGGCACGACGGUGGGUCUGUUCCUGCCGCUGGCGCACGUGCUGGGCGGAUACUGACGGAGAACGUGGUGGGGUCGCUGGGCGCCUUCUCGCCGCCCGUCAGGGCGCUGGUGCCGCUGCUCUACACGGUGCGCCGCGUCUUCGUCAUCGUCGACUGGGUCUACGACGUGUGGGCCAACAGGGCCCUCACGCGGGCCGCCACCGCGCAGGAGGCCGUCUGGAUGUGGUUCGGCAGGUACCUCGCCGCCGCCAACCUGCUCUACUUCUCCGCCAACCUCUUCGUCUUCCUCAUCCCGAGGUUCCUGCCCCGCGCCUUCGAGAAGUACUUCCGCAUGCGCGACGAGGUGUGCGCCAAGACGGCCGAGGACAAGCACGCGCGCGGACACCAGUCGUCGGUGCGGCGAAGUCGGACGUGUCCAAGAAGGCGGACUGAGAGCUCUAGGCUCUCGCAUGUGGUGCGUGGCUUGUAA